Messenger RNA from Antechinus flavipes (yellow-footed antechinus), 12278 nucleotides. RefSeq names its product ras responsive element binding protein 1 (gene RREB1). Gene Ontology annotation, biological process: regulation of transcription by RNA polymerase II. The transcript is spliced from 12 exons. The record is from RefSeq and is a predicted model, not a curated record. Gene Ontology annotation, molecular function: RNA polymerase II cis-regulatory region sequence-specific DNA binding; DNA-binding transcription activator activity, RNA polymerase II-specific. Lineage: Eukaryota; Metazoa; Chordata; Mammalia; Dasyuromorphia; Dasyuridae. Bases 286 to 5502 code for a protein of 1738 amino acids. Gene Ontology annotation, cellular component: nucleus.
CUUUAUCUGUGUUUCAAACUUUGUGGCACUGCAGUGUGACACUGUCCAUCAGCUCUUAGUCCACCACUGGGUCUGGCUAGUGUUAGCUCUUCAGUGAGGUCGCUGGUUCAAUUGAAAGCAAUAAGAUAAAAGUAGUUAGUGGUACCAAGAGAGAGGAAGAAACUGAGAUAAACAGACAUUACCCUGCCAUUUCUAGUGGAAGGUGGUCGUCCAAAGAGAAAAUCUUAUUACAUAUCACUUGUAGAAGAUGAAGCAAAAAGAAACUUCAGCCUAAACUGUAGCCCUAUGACGUCCAAGUCGCCCAGCAGCUUAGAAGGUUCUGAUUUAUCUUCCAUCCACACCAUGAUGUCAGCAGUGAUGAGUGUAGGGAAGAUUGCAGAAAAUGGUGGCAACUCACAAGCCAUCAAAUCCCCAACGAAGUCAUCGGGACCCAAUCGGAUUGGCAGGAGAAACCAGGAAACUAAAGAGGAAAAGUCUUCCUAUACUUGUCCCCUGUGUGAAAAGAUUUGCACUACUCAACAUCAGCUAACUAUGCACAUUCGUCAGCAUAACACAGACACUGGAGGGACAGACCAUUCCUGCAGCAUCUGUGGAAAGUCUCUGAGCUCAGCAAGCUCCUUGGAUCGCCACAUGCUGGUGCAUUCUGGUGAAAGGCCUUAUAAAUGUUCAGUUUGUGGACAGUCUUUUACAACCAAUGGAAAUAUGCACAGACAUAUGAAGAUUCAUGAGAAGGAUCCCAACAGUACCACAACCACAACACCCCCCUCUCCACAGAAACGCAGGCGGAUGACCUCCAAAAGGAAACUAAGUCAGGAGGCUGACUCAGAGAAAGAAGAGCUGACACCUGCUAAAAAGGUGGUAGAGGGUUCUCAAUCAGGUGAUGGAGACAAGAAAACAGAUGAAGUUUUUCACUGCCCAGUGUGUUUCAAGGAAUUUGUUUGCAAGUAUGGUUUGGAGACUCACAUGGAGACCCAUCCAGAUAACUCCCUGAGGUGUGACAUUUGUUGUAUUGACUUCCGCACACUUCGGGGAUUGCUGCGUCAUAAUGCAGUUAUCCACAAGCAGUUUCCAAGAGACCCAACAGGAAAGCCUUUUAUUCAGAACAAUCCUUCAAUUCCUGUUGGCUUCCAUGAUUUAGGAUUCACUGACUUCUCUUGUAGGAAAUUUCCUCGCAUUUCUCAGGUCUGGUGUGAAACAAAUUUGCGAAGAUGCAUCAGUGAAUUUCAUCGUUUUAUUUGUGAGACCUGCAAUAAGGCCUUCCCCAUGCUUUCUGCACUCAAACUACACACGCAAACCCAUACAGUAGGGGAUCAGGGGAGCGAAAAGCACAGAUUGCAGUCUAAGUCCUUGACUGAUGGGAGCCCCGACCAGAAAGCCUUCAUGGCAGCCCUGGGCCUCCAGUCCACCAAAGACGUUCAGCCCGCCCCCCAGGAGGAGCCCGUGCUGGACGACAACCAAGCGAUACAGCUCGAAACCCUGAAGAGCGGCCUACCUCAGGAGCCCGGGAGCACCGGCUUGCUCACUUUGUCCCCUCUUAGUGCAGCUUCCCUGGGGGGUUCUCUCACAGUCCUCCCUCCUACCAAGGAAAACAUGAAGCACCUGUCCCUGCAGCCCUUUCAGAAGGGCUUCAUCAUCCAGCCCGACAGCAGUAUCGUCGUCAAACCCAUCUCCAGCGAGUCUGCCAUCGAGUUGGCGGACAUCCAGCAGAUCCUGAAGAUGGCGUCUUCGGUCCCUCCCCAGAUCAGUCUUCCACCACUCUCCAAGGCCCCUGCCGCUCCCAUGCAGUCCAUUUUCAAGCACAUGCCCCCGCUGAAGCCAAAGCCCCUGGUCACCCCUCGCACGGUGGUGGCCACCUCCACCCCCCCGCCCCUGAUCAGCGCCCAGCAGGCCUCCCCGGGCUGCAUCAGCCCCAGCCUUCCUCCUCCGCCACUGAGGCUGAUCAAGAACUCGGUGGAAGCAGCCUCUAACUCGCACCUGCUGCAGUCUAAGUCGGGGGCCAAGCUGAGCCCGUCCUCGCAGCGCUUCCUGCAGCCCCGUGGGGAGGCCUCGGCUCAGCCGGAGAUGAAGACUCAGCUAGAGCAGGACAGCAUCAUCGAGGCCCUGCUGCCCUUGAACAUGGAAGCCAAGAUCAAGCAAGAGGUGACUGAGGGUGAGCUCAAGGCCAUCAUCGCUGGAGCGGCCGGCAAGAAGACCCAGGCCAUGCGUAAGGUCCUCUACCCCUGCCGCUUCUGCGACCAGGUGUUCGCCUUCUCGGGCGUCUUGCGCGCUCACGUCCGCUCUCACCUGGGCAUCUCUCCCUAUCAGUGUAACAUCUGCGACUACAUUGCCGCGGACAAAGCAGCCCUCAUUCGGCAUCUGCGCACGCACAGUGGCGAGCGGCCCUACAUCUGCAAGAUCUGUCACUACCCCUUCACUGUGAAGGCCAAUUGUGAACGGCACCUGAGGAAAAAGCACCUCAAAGCCACGCGCAAGGACAUCGAGAAGAACAUCGAGUAUGUGUCCAGCAGCGCCGCUGAGAUGGUCGAUGCCUUCUGCUCCCCGGAGACAGUGUGCCGCCUCUGCGGCGAGGACCUGAAGCACUACCGGGCCCUGCGCAUCCACAUGCGAACGCACGGCGGGGGGGCCGCCGGCUGCCCGAAGGGCCGAAAGCCCUUUGAGUGCAAGGAGUGCGGCACCGCCUUCUCCACCAAGCGGAAUUGUGUUCACCACAUCCUCAAGCAGCACCACCACGUGCAGGAGCGUGAGAUCGAGAACUAUGUCCUUGCGGUGGACUGUGGUGGGGGUCCUCGGGAAGCCCAGGCCCCAGAUGCCUCAGUGCUGCUUGAGGAGACUGGCUGUGGGCCCUAUGGGGAUCGAAAGCCCCUCACUGCCUUCCUGGAACCCCAGAAUGGAUUCCUUCGAGGGCCCACUCAGCAGUCCCUGCCUCCUCACAUCUCCAUCAAGCUGGAACCUCCAAGCAGCUUCUCAAUGGAUUUCAAUGAGCCCCUUGACUUUUCACAGAAAGGAAAAGGCCUGGCCUUGGUCCAGGUGAAGCAAGAGAACUCUUUGCUUGGUUCCUCUCCUUAUGACUGUUCCAUGGAACCCAUUGACCUCUCCAUUCCCAAGAGCCUUCGGCGGGAUAAGGAUACCACGGGGCCAGGCGAAGCCAAAAAGCAGGAGCCGGGACCCAGCUGUAGCGACCAGCUCUAUGCCUGCCCCCCGCCUUGCCCCACCCUGCCCGUGACUUUUGGAGCCAACGGGAGUUUGGAGAAGCCGGCCGUGACCACAACAGCCGCCGUCACUGCCGCCACCAAUCUUCCGCAUCCUGCCCAGCCCCUUCAGGCCCCCCUCCACCUCGCCGUCCCUAUCAUCUCCCCCGCCCUUCUGAGCAACUCGGCUCUGCUGCGCCCUCUGCGGCCCAAGCCACCCCCACUUUUGCCAAAGCCCCCUGUGACAAAAGAGCUGCCCCCUCUGGCUUCCAUUGCCCAGAUAAUCUCAUCCGUGUCCUCAGCCCCCGCCUUAUUGAAAACGGAGGUGUCAGAUCCCCCACUGAAGACUGCCAACAAUCCUAUGGUCCCCGAGAAGCUGGGAGGUGCGAAGCAGAAGGCCACAGCCCUCGGCAGCACAGCCAGCCCCAGAGAGCCCGGGGACCUGGUGCUGCAGGCUGGCAGCCCUGGCGCUGCCCCUUCCAUGGAGCACGGAUCUACCGGUUUGUCGAAGAAGAGGGGUCGAAAGAAAGGGGCCAAGAACCGACCCAAGACCAACAGUGGCAGCGUGGACCUGGAGUCCAGCGGAGAGUUUGCCAGCAUUGAGAAGAUGCUGGCUACCACGGACGCCAACAAGUUUAGUCCGUUCCUGCAGUCGGCCGAAGGUGAUGUCCAAGAGGAAGCCCUGCCUGCUGACCAGAACGGGCCUAGUGACGACGAGCUGGACGGUCCGGACGAAAAGCUACUGAGGGCAAAGCGGAAUUCAUACUCUACCUGCCUGCAAAAGAUCAGCUGUCCUUACUGUCCCCGAGUGUUUCCAUGGGCCAGUUCCCUCCAACGACACAUGCUUACACACACCGGUCAGAAGCCCUACCCUUGUCAAAAAUGCGACGCCUUCUUUUCUACCAAAUCUAACUGUGAACGGCACCAAUUGCGCAAGCACGGAGUUGCCAACUGCUCCCUGAGAAGAAACGGGCUUAUCCCCCAGUCAAAAGAAAGUGAUGUUGGAUCCCAUGAUAGCACAGAUAGCCAGUCGGACCCCGAGAUCCCGCUGGUGGGCAACGAAGUGCUCGACCUCACCUCAAGGGAAAAAGAGCAGCAGCAGCAGGCGUCCGAGGGCACCCCUGAGCCCGGCCAGGACACCCAAGAGCGUCCCGCCGAAGAGGUGAAGGAGAAAAUGCCCUCACCCACGGGGAAGGAAGAGGGGGGAGGAGAGGAUCCGCAGGAGGAAGAGGAGGAGGAGGAGGAGGGCACCGAAGAAAUGCAGGAGGAUGCAGAAGGCCUGGAGGAAGACUCGGUCAGCAACAAAAGUCUGGACCUCAACCUGGCCAGCAAGCUGAUGGACUUCAAGCUGGCCGAGAGCGGCCCCGUGCCGCCCGGGCCCGCGAGCUGCUCGGAGCCGGAGAGGAAGCACACCUGCCACGUCUGUGGGAAGAGCUUCAAGUUUGCCGGAACGCUGACGCGCCACAAGAAAGCCCACACGCACGAGGAGCCGAGGGACGAAAAGCCCGGCGAGGAGGAGGGCAAGAGCGGGGAGGCCGAGGAGCACGCCUGCGCUGCGGAGCCGGCCCCGGGCCAGGAGGAGAGCCCCGGGGACCCGAAGGCCGCAGACUCCCCGGCGGGGGGCCGGGAGAACGAAGAGAGCGAGAGCGUCUCCGAGGGAGAGGGGGCAUCGUCGGAGAGAAAGUCCGAGAAGAGCGACGACGACAAGAAGCCAAAGACCAACGGGACGAAGGGCGUCCUCCCCAAGGCUGACAAGAGGAAGAAGGUCUGCACGGUGUGUAAUAAGAGGUUCUGGUCCCUGCAGGACCUGACGAGACACAUGCGGUCCCAUACAGGGGAAAGACCAUAUAAAUGUCAGACCUGUGAGCGGACCUUCACCUUAAAGCACAGCCUGGUUCGUCAUCAGCGUAUCCAUCAGAAAGUAAAAAACACAAGGCACCACGGGAAGGAAAGUGACAAGGAAGAUCGAGGGGAGGAGGACAGUGAAAAUGAGUCCAUCCACAGUGGCAACAAUCCACUCUCGGAAAAUGAGGGAGACUCCACUCCAAAUCUCAACAGUCAUUCAGCUAUUACUCGAAGCCGGAGAGAGAGCCUGGCCAGUGCAGCCAAGGAUUCGGGGCGGCAGGAGGAGAAAGGUGCCCCAAAGCCCGCCACGGGGGCCGGCCCGAAGGAGCCCGAGUCUCAGGGUAGCGCAGAUCCCGAGGGCCCGGAGGGCUUCAUUCAGGAUCUGUUGGACAUUCACAGCAAGAGGCCUCCUGCAAACCACCUCCUUGCCUCUUCAGAUAGCGCGCCCCAGCUGGUGGGAAUGGAAUGACUUGGGGCACGGGACCCUGUCACCCAUCUGUCCCCAGCACACUGACUAAAGCCAGCAGAGCAAAAGUACCCCAGAUCUGUAGCACACUGGAUUUCCUCAGUGACUCCAGUUGUCGGGGAGUGAGAGAGAAAAAGGGAGAGAGGAAAAGGAAGAAAAGAAGUAUGGCCGCCUGACUCCAGUGCCAUAACCCUUUCAGUAUAAUGAUGCAAGAGACUACAGGAUAUACUGAUUCCGAGUGCCUUACUACUUUAUUAAAUCUUUUGGUGUCAUUGACCUUUUUUUUUCCCCAAAAAAUGAUUUUUUUAAAAAAAAUAUUUUAAUGAAUUAUUUGGAGAGGACCUUUUUCAUUUAAGCAUUAAUGUUACCUUUUUGUAUUGGUGUGCGUGAGCCUGUUCGAGUGGAACUUUGGUAGUUGCCGUGUUUUGUUUUGUGAGCCGGAAAUGGGGGAAAAGGAACCAAUGCCCUUGGAUACCACAGCUAAUAACUGGAAGAAAAUGAUGUGAAUUUCAUGUACCAGAGGAAAAUUUGGAUGGGAAUAGUAAUUUCUCAGAGACAUUUUUGUACUUACUACAUGAUGGAGCUCUAAUCUGGUUCCAGGUAUUAAGACAAGUGGUUGAUGAAGGUAUUCAAAAUUGGUUCAAGCCAAAACCAGGAAAGACGCUAGCUUCAACCUCAUACUUGUUUUCCACUCUUUUCGGCAUUAGAAAUGGUGUUAUUGUUCAAUGUUUUAAGACAUUUUUUUCUGGACUGAGCAUACAGAGAAAGAGUUACCUUAGCAACUUAACCUAUGGAAAUUAUGCACAGCUGUCAUAUGUUUGAUUUUUUUUUUGCUUCAAUAUAUGUAUUAUUAUUAUUAUUGUUAUUAUUAUUAUUAUUAUUAUUUUAAAAUUCAUCAGUUGCUAGUCUCUGCAGUCAGCAGAAACCAAUGGGCAAUAUUUGUCCGCGGAGAUCUAUGAUGCAGCUUUGGAUCCCUGUGUAAAUGUUUGAUUACAGCUUUCACUAGUUCACUAGCCCUCACGUUGCAGUUCUUCUACUGAACCUAAAUGAAUCCUUCCUUCCUUAGUGACUGGAGAAAUAAAGUGGAGGCCAACCAGUAAUGUACAGAGGAACAUCUCAGCAGUGAAUGAGAGUGAGAGAGAGAGAGAGAGAGAGCGAGAGCGCAUGCUCUUUGGAAUAUGUGCAUGUGUGUGAAUAAAUGCACUCCUCUGGGGAGGUGGUAGAGCUAAGGGGAUAAGAGGGACCUCCACGUGCAUCAGGAAAGCACUGCAAAGAUUUUUUUUUUUUUUUAUGGAAAGAAAGGCAGUAAUGAAAUCUGUUACUCACAAGUAAGGUAUUCAGUCUUCCAGCUCAAUGAAAUGCAAGCCUUAACCCACUUUUGCUACUGUCGUGUUUGCAAAGCAAGGAAAUACUACUACUGGUAAUAAAAUUCCAAGUGCAGUUUGGGCUGGUGCUUGAAGAUGAACAUGUCAUUUCUGAUUCCCUCUCAAGAAUCUGAACCCCUAGAUGCAGAGAGGAAAAAUUUUCUUUAAGAGGCAUCCCAUGUAGGCAGUGGAAUUCACUGCAAGCCACCAACAGUGAGGGGUAGAAAAAAAAAUGUAUCCUACUGUAGCUGAGCUCGUGCUCGGCAUCCUUUUUUGUCCUUCAGCCAUGACCUCUAGGACAUAGAGCCAAUAGUAUUGCCAGGGAUGCCCUGUGCCGUUCCUCCACUUGAACCCCCCCUCUUCCUUCUCUCCUACUGCAACUACAGCUGCAGCUCCUUCCCACCUCUUCUUCAUUUCCUUUCUAAGAUUUCUUCCUCUUUUUGGCCUUAAACCACCUUCUCUCUUUCUCUAUGUUUGUAUAUAUAAAGACAUAUGUAUGCAUCUUUUUUUUUUUUUUUAAUUUUAAUUUUUAAAUUUUUCUCCUUUUAAUUCUUCACCAAUUCCUGGAGGUAGAAAUUCAACUGCCUAGAUUUCAAAAAGGAAAACAAAUGUUUUUGACAUAAUGAAAAGUGAUAUGAAAAGAAAAAAGAUUGAUGUGAUUUUUAAAAAAUGUAUUUGGAAUGUCUGAAACAAGUUUAAAAACAAGGUUUUUACUCCAGAGAAAAAUCAGAACCAGUGAUUCCCUUUCUGACUUAAAUAGGCUGUGACCUACAGAAUGCAAACCCAAUUCACACAUGCUCCCUUCAUUUUACUUUAAUUGUUGUUGAUGUUACUGUUUGAGGUUUCUUGUGGGCCUUUUUUUUUUUUUUUGUCAGCUUGUUUCUUUUGCGACUCUCCACACUAAACUGCGCAAUAUUGUGGGGGGAAAGCCAUCACUAAUCUCUGAGCUGCAGUGAGAUGUAGCAGAUAUCAGCUCCCAGCAGUGCCGCCGGGACGACAGCUAGCAAUAAUCACUAUUGAGCUAAAGCUUUACUUAGUCUUUAUAUCCGAAUAGAUAACAAAGUCUUGCCACAUUUUUUUUUUUUUUUUGGAUAUUUUUAUUAGUUGAAUUUGAAGAUUUGUUGCUGUUUGUUGGUCUCCCUCCCUUUCCCCCUUCCAACCCCCAAUAUUAAACUGUGAAGUUUAUAAUGUGUUUAAACUAUGGGUGAAUCUUAGACUUAGUUUGCAUGUUCAGCUAAUUUGUCUCUAUACAUAUUUUGUUUGAUUCUUUUUUUUUUUUCCUCUCAGGGCUUUUACAAAAAAAAAAAUGGAUCUUCUGAAAUUUUUUUGUGUCUGAGGUGCAAGUUUUUUUUUUGUUUUGUUUUGUUUUUUGAUUAAUGGACUUAAUGCUGAGAUAAUUCAAUCACUACAUUAAACACUUGACUGUGAAGCAAAGCAAAGAAAAUUCUGUGGGGCUAUUUUUUUUAAUAGCUUUGGGGAGCUACAUGACAGUCGAAUGCCAGUUUCAGAAAGAUUCAUCAUAUUCUUUGACCCUUGUUUGUAUCUCUUUCCCUCCCUUUCUUCAAGAAAGAAGUUAAUCUUAGUGACUUCAGCCCAUGCAUUAAACAGGAAACAAUAAUAAAUGUGUAGAUUCAUAUUUUUCUAAAGGGAACUUAAAACUGCUGCUACAAGUUGUGUACAAAACUGGUCUAUGCCACAUGAACAGAGAAUCACAAGUUUUGUUUUGGUACUUUUUAUUCCUCUUUCUACUUAGUUGUACAGUACUUCCAAAUUCAGAAUGAAAGUAAAGCUGUUCUGUAUUGAACCAUCUAAGCAAUAAAAUGUUAUAUUUAAAAAUCACAGGUUACCAGAUUCAUGAGACUCUUCUUGAAAGUUUGCCAUAAUUAGGCCAUCUGCUCUUUUAUUAAAAGUUCUAAGCCUUAAUCUUCAGCAGAGAACUGAAAAUGGGCACUGUGGAGAGACUGACACGUCCAUUACCCAUGGUUUCUCACCUGUAAGGUCUUGUUCUUAACUUGGAACGCAGAAGUUGCUCCAUCCAAGUUAGUCGUGUCUUAAGAAUGUUUGGCUUUUGCACAAAUAGUUUUCAUUGGAGAUGAACUAGAAGAGGAUUGAGCCCUUAAAACUUUGUUGUUGUAAUAGUUGGAACAGGGAAAUGAAACCCUUAGCCCCAGGGACACAGGGAAUGAAAUUGGCCACAAUCUUAGAGGUAUCAAGAAAAUAACGUCCCAGAAUGGAAGCUCUGGGAUUACAGUGACCAGUUCAAUAUUAGAAGCUUUUUAUGUAAUCACACAGGUCCCCUUAUUCAUACCCAUCCAUUGUUUGUCCUGAGAACAUCAAAGUUUGGUUGUUUAUCUUUUCAGAAAGGUCAAAGUUUCCCAGCUGAACUAAACUAUUAAAGUUUUAUCUUACUCAACAGAAAAUAAAAAUCCUUAAACCUAAAUCCAUAGACUUAAUUCAAUGGUGAUGACUUCUCCUCUCCCUUCUUACAGACACAGCCUGUAUCAAUUCAGAUUCUAAUAGUACUCUCAGAAUGAGAUGCUACCAUCUAGAUAAUGACCUAGAUUCACUAUAGUUCACUUGCCUGGGUCUUCAUAUCAACCUCUUUUAAGACGUAGCAAGGAAAAGUGUGGUCCAAACGACUUUCUAUAUUGUGCUUAUCUCUUUGCUAAUCAAACUUGCAGGACAUCACCCAUGGUUUCUAGUCUUGUUCUAUAACUUCUUAUCUAUCUAACUUCUCAUUCUCUUAUUUUCUAAUCUGUUGUCUGUUGGUCCUUUCAUUAACCUCAUCCUCCUGGUGCUCCUCAUUCUGCUAAGUGGAACUGGUCUGAAUGAGAUAAUAAAAUGGCAAAUUGCACUACAAAUAAAUAACAGUGAUCUCAUCUUGCCAAGAUGUUUUUACUUCUCCCUAAGGAAUUCUCUUGUUUUACUCUACAGAGGUUACUCUUCGUCUUUCAUAGCUCAUACUUUACUGAGAAAGGAGACGUUGACUAUAAAGUUAAUUUUUCUCCUUCCACUAUUUCCUCCUCUACAUUAGCGCACAACAAGAAUGAAAUUGGUCCUUUUUGGCAAGACAGCCAUCCCAGUUGUUUCCAGUAGACUUCUCCGCUGUCAUUUACCCUUUUCCAUCCUUCAGUGUCUUGUUCUUGAUUGCUGCAGGCUACAAACAUUGUCAAAAUCCUCCCCAUCCAUUUUCUGUGGGGUCCUGUUUUGUUCAUCUCAAAAUCCCAUCACAUCUCCCACCCUUCAUUUCUCUUAGUUCUUGAAGUUUACCCUUUGAUCCCAUCCCCUCAUCCAACAGACUAUCCUCAAUCAUCUCCUUAAUGAAACUUGAAUGAUUCUUAUCAACUAUUUUCCUACCACAAUCUUCAGUGAUUACAUCCCCUCAUCCAGCAGACUAUCCUCAAUCAUCUCCUUAAUGAAACUUGAAUGCUUCCUAUCAACUAUUUUCCUACCACAAUCUUCAAACACACCCAAGUCUCCCUCCCUAACAGCCCUUAAAACUACUAUUCAAUAUUUGUCCUUUAUCAAAAUCCUAAAACAAGCUAUACUUAACAGCUCCCACUUUGCUCCUUUGCUAUUUACUUUCAACCUCAUCAUGUGCUCUCCAAAGUUACCAGUGAUUUUUUUAAUUGCCAAAUCUGAUGUGCUUUCUCACCAACUUCUAAUUAAUCUGAGUUUUCAUGAUUAUCCUAAUUUCCCUGUCCUAGGACUAGUCCCAUUUCUUCCUUGUUAGACUCCCUAAGUGGACAUACCCCAAGAUUUUGCUUUAGGCCCUUUUCCCUAAGCUAUUUCAUUCUUGAUAACCCCAUCAAUUCUCAAAGUUUGUCAUCUUUACAUUUCAUUUGACUUCCCAGAUUUAUGUGUCCAGUCCUAGCCUCCCCCUUGAGUUCUGCUUUGGAAAUAUUUAGCAUUAAAUGUUUCUAGCACAACCAAUCUGAAGUGUCCCAACAAGCAUGCUAAAUAUUUCCAAAACAACUCGGUUUCCUUUUGCCCCUGAAUCCUUCCUUUGAAGACUCCUUUUUGUCAAGGGCACUGCUCUACUUCUGGUCUUUCAGCAUUUCCCUAGAUUCCUCAACCUCAUGUUGUAAUCUUGCUGUUUCUAAUUUAAAAACAUCCUGCGUGCAUCCACAGACUUUCCCUCAUUUGUAAAGCCCUACACAUCCUGAUCCUAAACCUAAUUUUCUAGAUUCAUUAGGCUUGACUUCCCUUGCUCAGUGAACACUUAAUUUGGUCUUCUCCCAGUUCCUCCAUUUCUUUUGUGCGUAAGAUACAACCCUUCCCUAACUCUGAACCCUUGCCUGCCUCUUAGAUGGCCUUAUGUUCUAAAACAAGCAUUGUCGACCAAACGAAUACUGAGUCCCCAGCUGCUAGUGCCUUCUUUCCCAAAUUCUGGUUUGACAAUUUUGUAUCUAUUUGUAUUAACGAGGCUGUAUCUUUUUAUGUAGGUGCCUUUGUCCCCCAUUAGAAUAUGUCUAAUGUGGAGAUCCCUCUACUCUUUGUGCUUGAAUCCUCAGCUUUUGGUACAUUGGUUGGCUUGCUUGAUUUAGACAACACUUAUCACACCCUACUUUUCCUCUGUUGUCCAGUAUUUCUCCUUCCUUUCAGAGGCAGAUGCAGGUUAUCCAUGUUUCUUUCCUCUACUGCAGUCCUGUGUUCUUGCUUCUGGUCCCAUUAGGGUAUUACAACUAUUCCCUAAGAGUUACUAAAGAUCUUUUAUUUAAGACAUCUUUGCACAGCUCUGCUGCAUCCAGACCUAAGUGCUGGAGGCUGACCGCUAUCUCUUAACCUCAGAACAUCAUUCUCCCCGGUUCCCUUCUUGCCUAAUUACUCCUCCCUCUCCUUUCCUAGGUCAUCAGCCGAAUCCCAUGCACUGUACUUCACCAGCUGCAUCCCCAGUUGUGUUUUCCUCUUCAUCUCUGCAUCCUUCCCUUUUCUCAAUCACUACCCUGGUUUUGGCACCUAUUACCUGACCCCUCUGAUCCAUCCUCACAGCCAAUAAAGGUAUUCCUAAAGUCGCCGUGUCUUUUCUUAAACUCCAGUGCCUUUAAAUCAAAUAUAAACUCUUUGUGUGACCACUUUGUAACCUUUUGUUACUCUCCUUGAACUCCCAAGUUAAUCCAGAGGACCAUCUCUUACACUUCUUUGUGCCUUUACACAUUCUACCCCAUACCUAAUAUGCCGUCUCCCUCCCCUUGGUCUCAGAAUAUUGUUUAAAAACUGCUCAAGUACCACCUUCAAUGUGAGGUCUUUCCCACCCUCAAAGACUACCUAGUAUUUAUAUUUUAUGUGUGAUUCAUAUGUACGUGCUGUCUCCCCAGACAGAAAGUAAUCUUGAAGCCCAGGACACUCAUGUCUUUGUAUCUCCGGUGCCUGACACAUAAUAGCCCUUAAUAAAUGCUUGUUGGUUGAUUGAAA